AUGCGGCGGACAGAGCCCGCUGGGGGGGGCCCCCGCGGCCGCCAGGGCCCCCUGCUGCCGCGCUUGCUGCUGCCGCUGCUGCUGCUGCUCUGCUGCAGCAGCAGCUUGCUGCUGCCCGUCGCCGCCGACUUGCCUAUUCAUGCAACAAUUAAAGACAUGAAGGGCCACUGGACCUUUUUGCUCACCCCUCCAGUGACGGGAGCCAUUCAAUCUUGUGGCUCGGGGGCCCCCAACAAAAACACAGAAAAUCUGGAGGCCCCUGUUGCGGACUCGAGGACUUACUUGAGUCGACACGGAGGUGUAUCGACAGCUCUGGAGCUGGAACUGAGCGACGAAACUGUUCCUCUUAAUUGGGUUUAUGACACAAAAGAUAAUUUGCAUCGAAAUGAAUGGAAAAUGUUGGCAGUAAAGGACAAAGAAAAGAAAGUUGUGGGGGGCUGGACUGCGGUGUACGACGAGGGAUUCGAAGUACACCUCACAAACAAAACUCGACUUUUCGCCAUUUUAAAAUAUUCUGUAAAACAAAAUUGUCCAGAGGCAAAAGAUGGAGAUCUUGAAGACUCUAAUGGAGAGACAGUUUGCUAUUCUACAGAUCCUUCUAAAACUCAAUUAGGGUGGUACUCUUCAACUGCAGCAGAUGGCUCUGUUGCUUCUGGAUGUUUUUUCGGGGAAAAAGAAGAAAAAGAUUCUGCUGCUGCUGCUGCUGCCUUUGUGGUCUUGCACCAAAGAGCAGCAGCAGCGCAGCAGCAGGAAGCAGCAGCAGCAGCAGCAGGGGGAGCGCAGGAGCUGAGCUACUUUCUCAGCGAAGACUUCGUGCUGCAGCACAACAGCAAAAAGAGUUCUUGGAUUGCUGCAGUCAAUUCUUCUUUUGCAAAUCAAAAUAAAAACUUUCUCAAUUCACUUUUGAAACAAUUCCAAUCUUCUCCCCGCCUCCUGGGCAGCAGCGAAGGGGGUCCUGUGUUUCUGGAGGAAGCUGCAGAAGAUGCUGCUUCUACCCAAGCUUUUGCAUGCCCUUGUAAAGAAGGCGAAAAGGCCCUCGACACCCGCAGCAAAUCUGCUGCUGCUGCUGCUGCUGUUUUAUCCCCCGUCAGCUUGGCCCAAGAAGAAAGCAAAGCAAAGACCAAAACCGUGCCCGUCAAAGCCCACUCCCAGCAGCAGCAGCAGCAGCAGGAGGAGCAGCAGCAGCAGCAGCUGCAGCAGAUGCAGCAGCAGCAGGAAGCAGCAGUGAAGCUGUCGCCUCAGUCUGUUUUGUCUUGUUCAUUUUAUAAUCAAGGGUGCCACGGAGGCCUUCCGUACUUAGUCGGAAAACAUGCUACUGAAAUAGGCAUCUUAGACGAACAGUGCAUGCCGUACACGGCAAUGGACUUGUCUUCUUGUCCCGUCUUAAAUCGAAAUAAAAACGAAAAAGAUUUUCUAAAAAGUGAAAAAGAUUUUCUAAAAGGUGAAAUUAACGGAAGUGGAGAAGACAGCAGUUCAAAUGCAGCUUUUCUGCUUUCGGGGGAGGCCACGGGCACUUGCCAUCAAGGGGAGAACAGAUGGUUCGCCAAAGGCUACGGCUACGUGGGGGGCUGCUACGAGUGUCUGUCUUGUUCUGCAGAACAGAAAAUAAUGAAAGAAAUUAUGACCAAUGGUCCAGUAGCUGCAGCUCUUGACGCGCCUCCUUCUUUGUUUGCCUACAGUUCAGGUGUAUAUACAACUCGGGGGGCCCCACACGCCCGCGUCUGCGACUUGCCCGGUGCCCCAUCUUUCCUCCCCACCAGCAGCAGCAGCAGCAGCAGCAGCAGCGGCAGCGCGCUGAGCGGGUGGGAGUACACGAACCACGCAGUGACGAUUGUGGGGUGGGGGGAGACGGGAUCGGGAUCGGGAUCGGAUCCCCAGAAGUAUUGGAUCGUGCGCAACACUUGGGGCCCCCAGUGGGGACUUAAAGGAUUUUUUCUUUUGGAAAGAGGAAACAAUUCCGGAGGCAUUGAAAACCAAACUUCCUUCAUUGACCCCGACCUCACUCGCGGCAAGGGGCUCGCCCUCGCCUCCGCUUCCAACCAGCUAGCUAGCUAG
Messenger RNA from Eimeria tenella, 2055 nucleotides. Its product is annotated as cathepsin C, putative. Gene Ontology annotation, cellular component: lysosome. The record is from RefSeq and is a predicted model, not a curated record. The coding region runs from base 1 to 2055 and encodes 684 amino acids. Gene Ontology annotation, molecular function: cysteine-type endopeptidase activity. NCBI's taxonomy places the organism in Eukaryota, Apicomplexa, Conoidasida, Eucoccidiorida, Eimeriidae. The transcript has 10 exons.